Prunus armeniaca (apricot) is the source of this 2010-nucleotide messenger RNA. The record is from the annotation of a GenBank genome assembly. Lineage: Eukaryota; Viridiplantae; Streptophyta; Magnoliopsida; Rosales; Rosaceae.
AUGUCCUUCACCGCCAAAUGCCCGACCGUUGUUUCCCGCCUCAAAAACCCUCUCUUUCACCAUCACUCUCUGCACAUCACUGUCCCUCAAAAUCCCACCAAUUUCACCCAAAAUUUCAAGAGCCCCACACACCAAACCCUGCACCACCUCCUAGAGCAAUGCUCCUCCAUGAGAGAACUCAAGCAACUCCAUGCCCAAAUCAUCCUCCAUAGCCUCACCAAUGAAAACCUCACCCUCGGAAAAUUCAUCUCCUUUUGCUCCGUCAACCACGCCGGCAACCUCCACUACGCACAGCUUUUGUUCGACCAUGUUCAUGAACCCAAUAAGUUUAUGUACAAUAGUCUCAUAAGAGGCUACUCAAAUAGUGAUGACCCAUUUAAGGCUUUCUCGCUGUACUGCCAAAUGGUUCGUUCAGGACUUUCGCCGAACGAGUUUACGUUACCCUUUGUUCUUAAGGUUUGUGCUGGCCAGUCUGCGUAUUGGGAAGCUGUGGUUGUUCAUGGUCAGGCAAUUAAAAUAGGAAUUGGGUCUCAAGUUUGCGUGCAAAAUGCUCUUAUUAAUGUCUACGGUGUUUGUGGGUCGAUUCGGAGCGCUCGGAAUGUGUUUGACGAUAUGUCCGUGAGGAGUCUGGUUUCGUGGAAUUCGAUGAUAGGCAGGUAUGCUAGAAUGGGUUCAUGCAAGGGAGCUUUUUUAUUGUUUAGGGAGAUGAGAGAUUUGGGGGUUGGGCCUGAUAAGUUCACCUUGGUUAAUUUACUUUCUGUUUGUUCACAGUCCUGUGAUUUAGAAUUGGGACGGUAUGUGCAUCUUUAUAUUGAGGUUAGUGGGAUUGAAGUUGAUCAAAUUCUGAGAAAUGCUCUUCUGGAUAUGUAUGCUAAGUGUGGCCAUUUGCACUUGGCACAAACGAUUUUUUAUCGAAUGACUCACAAAAAUGUGGUUUCAUGGACGUCAAUGGUUAGUGCAUAUGCUAAACAUGGGCUCAUUGAAUUUGCCCAGGAAUUUUUUGAUCAGAUGCCACUGAAAAAUGUGGUUUCAUGGAAUUCAAUGAUUUCAUAUUAUGUCCGAGAAGGCCAAUGCAGGGCGGCCUUGGAUCUCUUCCAAAAAAUGCUUAAUUCUGGUGCGUUGCCUGAUGAAGCUACCUUGGUUUUCAUCCUUUCAGCCUGUAGUCAAAUUGGUGAUUUGGUCAUUGGAAAGAAAACCCACAAUUACAUUUGCAACAGCAAUGUAGAACCCAGUGUAACUCUUUUUAAUUCCCUUAUAGACAUGUAUGCAAAAUGUGGUGCUGUUGGAAUCGCCAUGGACCUCUUUACUCAGAUAACAGAAAAGAAUGUAGUAUCAUGGAAUGUUAUCAUUGGGGCCCUUGCACUGCACGGUUGUGGAUUCGAAGCAAUUAGGAUAUUCAAACAGAUGCAAGCAGGUGGAAUCUGGCCCGAUGAGAUCACCUUCACUGGAUUGCUUUCUGCUUGUAGUCACAGCGGUCUUCUAGACAUGGGGCGAUAUUACUUUGAAAGAAUGGAGUCUAUUUACAGAAUAUCACCUGAAAUUGAGCACUAUGCUUGUAUGGUUGAUCUGCUGGGGCGAGGGGGGUUUUUGGAAGAAGCAAUUCGGCUGUUAAUAGGAAUGCCAAUGAAGCCCGAUAUUGUUAUUUGGGGUGCUUUGCUUGGUGCUUGUAGGAUCCAUGGAAAUGUAGAUUUAGGCAAACAAAUUCUGAAGCAGCUUUUAGAGUUGGAAGGACAUGGUUCUGGGCUUUAUGUACUUCUCUCGAACAUAUUUGGUGAAGCUCACAGAUGGGAAGAUGUUAAGAAGAUCAGGAAACUAAUAAAAGAUGGUGGAGUCAUAAAGAGUAGAGCAGUGAGCUCCAUUGAAAUUGAUGGCUGUUUUUAUGAAUUUAUGGUUGAUGACAAGAGACAUGAAACUUCAAGCAGUAUAUACUCCAUGCUUGAUCAAUUAACGGAUCAUCUAAAGUCUACUGGGUAUGCUCCAAGUGCAUUUUUGGAUAUAGAGGAAUUGUAG